AUUUAAACGCGUGUCUGGGACUGCGGGAUGCUGCUUCGCAUGCGGAGCUGCCCGAUGAGUGGGCAGUGUCGCCGCCUGCCCUGAGUGCCUCAGGCCAGCGCGGAGCCCCCGGCGCGCGAGCACGGCAGGCGAGGGCCGGGGAGACCCGGACCCCGCGCCGACCUGGCAUCGGGCGGUUUAAUUGCAAGCGUCUGCUCGCCGUCCACACCGUCCUCCUCUGCCGGGCCGGCGCUGUGGGUGAAGCAGGGGCUGGCUUGGAACCGGCAGCCGAGGCAGCGCCCCCGGGCCAUGGUGCGGCCGAGCCCCGCGCUCCGGUGAGGUGAAGCGAAGCGGCCGCUCGACUUCCCCGAGAGGCCUUUCCCGCCGCCGCGAUGUUCAGCUGGCUGGGCACCGACGACCGCCGGAGGAAGGACCCCGAGGUCUUCCAGACGGUGAGCGAGGGGCUCAAGAAACUCUACAAGACCAAACUGCUGCCCCUGGAAGAGCAUUACCGCUUCCACGAGUUCCACUCGCCCGCCCUGGAGGAUGCUGAUUUCGACAACAAGCCCAUGGUCCUGCUGGUGGGCCAGUACUCCACCGGGAAGACCACCUUCAUCAGGUAUCUGCUGGAACAGGAUUUCCCAGGCAUGAGGAUCGGGCCCGAGCCGACAACCGACUCCUUCAUAGCAGUGAUGCAGGGCGACGUGGAGGGGAUCAUCCCUGGGAAUGCGUUGGUUGUGGAUCCUAAGAAACCCUUCAGGAAACUCAACGCCUUUGGGAAUGCCUUCCUGAACAGGUUCGUGUGUGCGCAGCUGCCCAAUGCCGUGCUGGAGAGCAUCAGCGUCAUCGACACUCCGGGGAUCCUGUCCGGAGAGAAGCAGAGGAUCAGCCGAGGGUAUGACUUUGCAGCAGUCCUGGAGUGGUUCGCGGAGAGAGUGGACCGCAUCAUCCUACUCUUCGAUGCCCACAAGCUGGACAUCUCUGAUGAGUUUUCAGAAGUCAUCAAGGCCCUCAAGAACCAUGAGGACAAGAUGCGGGUGGUGCUGAACAAGGCCGACCAGAUCGAGACACAGCAGCUGAUGCGGGUGUAUGGGGCCCUCAUGUGGUCCCUGGGCAAGAUUGUGAACACCCCAGAGGUGAUUCGGGUCUACAUCGGCUCCUUCUGGUCCCACCCCCUCCUCAUCCCUGACAAUCGGAAGCUCUUUGAAGCUGAGGAGCAGGACCUGUUCAGGGACAUCCAGAGCCUACCCCGAAAUGCUGCCCUCCGGAAACUCAAUGACCUUAUCAAGAGAGCCAGGCUGGCCAAGGUCCAUGCCUACAUCAUCAGCUCUUUAAAGAAGGAGAUGCCCUCCGUGUUCGGGAAGGACAACAAGAAGAAGGAGCUGGUGAACAACCUGGGGGAGAUUUAUGGCCGGAUCGAGCGAGAGCACCAGAUCUCACCUGGAGACUUUCCCAACCUGAAGAGGAUGCAGGACCAGCUGCAGGCCCAAGACUUUAGCAAAUUCCAGCCCCUGAAGAGCAAGCUGCUGGAGGUGGUGGAUGACAUGUUGGCGCACGACAUCGCCCAGCUCAUGGUGCUGGUGCGCCAGGAGGAGAUCCAGCGGCCCGUGCAGAUGGUGAAGGGUGGAGCCUUCGAGGGCACCCUGCACGGCCCCUUCGGUCAUGGCUAUGGGGAGGGAGCUGGGGAGGGCAUCGAUGAUGCGGAGUGGGUGGUGGCCCGGGACAAGCCCAUGUAUGAUGAGAUCUUCUACACCCUGUCCCCUGUGGAUGGCAAGAUCACAGGUGCUAAUGCAAAGAAGGAGAUGGUGCGCUCCAAGCUGCCCAACAGUGUGCUGGGCAAGAUAUGGAAGCUGGCGGACAUCGACAAGGAUGGCAUGUUGGAUGAUGAGGAGUUUGCACUGGCUAACCACCUCAUCAAGGUCAAGCUAGAGGGACACGAGCUGCCCAACGAGCUGCCUGCCCACCUCCUGCCCCCAUCCAAGAGGAAAGUUGCAGAGUAACAGGAAUAGGCCCAGCUUAAGGAAAUGUUAGAGGAGGAUACAGGAGCAGUGACCACAUAUGUGUGUGCACACCUGCGCACACACAUGCACACACAACUGGACAGUUGCACUGUACAUGAGAAGGGGUAGCUGUGCUGCCGUCUCCAGGCUGAGCCUAGUUUGGACACCUCUCCAAGUUCCUAGCAUGGGUAGAAAGCUGCACCCUGGGUCCUAGGGUAUAAGCCUGUGUCUCCACAUCUGUGACCCUCCCAUCUCCCACUUCCCAAAGACCUGGGGUGGUUCACUGGCCCACAUGUGGCCACCCAAACCUAUUCCCCAGUGCCUCCUUACUCAGGCUCCAAGCAGAUGGGAAAAGCUUUUCAUUUAAUAGAUAACUUGCUUUAUUUUCAAUUCACUCUAUUUUUUGUGCUUUUGUUUCUCUCUUUGCCUUCCUAAUAAGAAAUCUACUCAGGGGUUAGGAGACGAGAAAUGAAGGGCAGAGAGAACUGAGUUAGAAAGUGUCCUUUGAGCACAGCAUCCCAGACUUGAAGAGAUGUUGACCUGUGCUGUGUGCUCCAUUCUUUCCAAGCCUAAGGCUCUGUCUUCCUGGCUUAGAACUCUGUGUGUACUUCAUUUCAAAGAAUCACAAAUAGAGAGAAGAAAAAAUUGGGAGGAAAGAGUAUGGACGCCAUCUUUGGGUCUUCUGCUAGAAACUCAUCAGAGUCACUCUAGUGCAUGGAUUUGAUCCUGUUCUUACCUGACCUGUGAUGUCUGGACGCUCACACUUAAUUCACCUUUAUUCGUCCCCUCCCAUGUCUCAGGAACUGUGUUAGCUGCUUAUAUGCAUUACUCUGUGGGCCUCACUAAUGCCCCAUGUAAGUCCCCUCUUUUGCAGAAGAGGACCCUGGGGCACAGAGAGUUUAUGACUUUUCUAAACUCACAGAAAUUACACAUAAUGGGGAGGAGGCAAAGCCAGGAGCUGAGGCCUAAAGACUUGUGUCUGUACUGUGAUGUGUGCAGGAUCCCUGCAUUGCUACCUACUGAAUCAAAGAACAAAGGAGUGUGCAAACCCACUCACAGCCACCCAGCACCAGCUGGCAAGGGACAAGGACCAGCCAGCAUUUGGUGGGCCAUCAAUCUGGCCAUCUGUCAUUUCAUAGAAGCAAACCGUGCCUUCUGGCUAUGCACCCCAUGUUCCCAGCAUUGCAGAAGUCCAACCUACCAGCAGGAGAGUGGGCUGGGCUGCUGGAUACUCUGUGCCAAUCCCCAUGUGGCCUCCCACCCAUUAGCUUGCAUCAUCUCAGCUCAGAUGCAGCCACCAGUUCUUAUCAGGCGAGACCUUGUAUGGAUUCUCCAAAGGUCAAUUUGAGAGCCCUGGAGUCUUGUUCCCUGUAGGGUCGCAGUGGCUCUGUUAUGUCCUUUACAAAUCCCCACCACACUCAGUGUGCUGUACCCUCCUUCAUGGUCUCUCCUCAGCUUGCUCUUUGUCAACUGAUAGUCACUUUGUCUGUUAUGCUCUUACUGAGAUGGAAAAUGAAAACCUGUAUAACUUAUUUUAUAUGUGUAUUCAGACUAUAUAGAGAAUAUCCUAUGUAUCUAUGAUGUGAUUACUACUGCAGUGCGUUUGUCAUUAGUAUUCCUGUUAAUAUAGCACAUUUCUCCUUUGGUA
This is a messenger RNA of Cavia porcellus (domestic guinea pig), 3627 nucleotides long. RefSeq names its product EH domain containing 3 (gene Ehd3). The transcript is spliced from 6 exons. Gene Ontology annotation, molecular function: protein binding; GTP binding; calcium ion binding. Gene Ontology annotation, biological process: endosomal transport; endocytosis. Lineage: Eukaryota; Metazoa; Chordata; Mammalia; Rodentia; Caviidae. Gene Ontology annotation, cellular component: plasma membrane; cytoplasm. The coding region runs from base 372 to 1979 and encodes 535 amino acids. The record is from RefSeq and is a predicted model, not a curated record.